AUGUUUUCCACUUUCAAUCACUUUUUUUUUCUCCCAGUCCUCCUCACAAGGCGCUCUUUAAGCUCCGGUGUUGCCACACAGAGCAGCCAUUCAUCGGCUCUACAGUCAGCCACACACACUCCCAUGUUGAACCACUGGACAUCUAAAUUGGUGUAGGCUAACUGCUUUUGCUGAAACGGAUUUCCAGGCGACGAAGGACAGGAUUUGGACACCUUUACGCGGCACUAUGGCUUUGCCCGAGAAGAGUCAGCAAUAACUGGGAUCUUCGUAGACUCCAGACAUCUUAUUAAAUUUAACGAAUCAAUUACACUGAAUCGUUUGAACUCUCUCUAAAAACAAUUUUGCAUUCGCGGGUUUUCUUGCCAUCAGUUGAAAGGUUGUUGUUUUUUUUAAAAAUGUCCGGAGAGGAGCACAGCCUGUCCGAGGCGGAACUGAGUCCGGGAGGGUCAGACGACGGUCACUCACUGUCACCGACUCAACCCGGAGCACCAACCCGCCAGGACUCACCUCUGACCGGGCCGCCGCAGCAGCUGACCUCGCUCUGUGUCGCGGAUGGCAGCGAGGAGGAUGGAGGCGAUACAGCCAAAUCGGAGAUUGAGGACGAUCGCUUCCCGAUCGGCAUAAGGGAGGCGGUCAGUCAGGUGCUGGACGGAUACGACUGGACUCUUGUGCCUAUGCCGGUGCGCGUCAACAACGGAAACAAAGCUAAGCCCCACGUAAAGAGGCCCAUGAACGCUUUCAUGGUGUGGGCGCAAGCGGCGAGGAGGAAAUUGGCCGACCAGUACCCUCACCUGCACAACGCGGAGCUCAGCAAGACCCUGGGCAAACUGUGGAGGCUGCUGAACGAGAGCGACAAGAGGCCAUUCAUCGAGGAGGCGGAGAGGCUGAGAAAACAGCACAAGAAGGACUACCCGGAGUACAAGUACCAGCCACGAAGACGCAAAAACGGUAAACUAGCUACUGCUAGUGAGUCUGAUAGCCAGGGGGAAGGGGAGGCCAGCCACUCCCAGUCACACUACAAGACCCUUCAUCUGGAUCACAAUGGCGGGGCUGGUUCUCCCCUGGGUGACCUGCACCACCACCACCAUCACCACCACCAUCCUGCUGGUCAGGGUCACAGCCCACCCACGCCCCCCACCACCCCAAAGACAGAGCUCCAGUCUGGGAAACUGUCAGAUGCCAAGAGGGAAGGGGGAGCAGGAGCGGCUGGAGGAUCAGGGGGUUCCAGGGGAGCUCUCGGGGUGGGAGCUGAAGGAGGAUCUGGUGGUCCGUCAUCAUCAAGUGCUAAACCCCACAUCGACUUUGGCACCAUGGACAUCGGCGAGAUAAGCCACGAGGUGAUGUCCAACAUUGAGCCGUUUGACGUAAAUGAGUUUGACCAAUACCUUCCACCAAAUGGCCACCCGCAGAGUGGAACCGGAGUGUCAGCAGCUGGAUCCUCUGCCUCGUCAUACGCCUAUGCACUGGCUGCUGCCAGCGGGCACUCCGCGUGGCUCUCCAAACAGCAGCAGCAGCCUCAAGCCUCUCCGUCUUCCUCCGACCCCUCCAAGGCCCAGAUCAAGAGUGAGUCUGUGGCCGGGAGCCACUACGCAGAGGCCUCGUCCUCUCCCUCGUCAGGCACCCAUGUCACCUACACCCCGCUCAGCCUCCCACAUUAUGGCUCCGCUUUCCCUUCGCUGGCCUCUAGGGCUCAGUUCGAGUAUGCAGAGCACCAGGCCCCUGGGGCGUACUAUGCCCACUCCAGCCAGGCCCCAGGGCUGUACUCAGCCUUCUCCUACAUGGGCCCUACACAGAGGCCUCUGUACACUACCAUAGGAGACCCCUCCAGCGUGGCCCCCUCUCACAGCCCCACGCACUGGGAGCAGCCUGUUUACACCACACUCACAAGACCUUGAGGGAGACCAGCUGAGCAGAGGGAAUAUAUGGGAAAUGUGUGAGUGGAUCUGUGUGUGUGUACAUGUAUGUGUGUGUGUGUGUGUGUGUGUGUGUGUGUGUGUGCCCGUGCCAUAUUGAUGUUAUAUUAGAGGUUUUUACUUUUUUAGUCAACAUAAUGCAAGAUGCAUCCACGGGGCCUUACACAGUUAAAAACAGCCACAAAUUCACACAAUAUAAAGUGUGAAAGAUGGAUGGGUCAACUGCCAAUCAAUUAAAUAAACCUUAACAAAUGUGUGCCAUCAUAAAUGUAUAAGUUGGGAUGUACAGCAAGUUUUUAUACAAGAGGUAAACGAGUGAGACACUGAGAGUGAACAGAUGUUGCAUUGAUGAGUGACUCUGAUUUGACCCAGACAAGACAGGUUCAGACAUAAUCAGAUUUGAUUAACCAAACUAAAGCAGAUGUUUUUUGAUGUUAUUGUGUUAUUUUAUAUGAGUAGUAAGUUUAUUGUCAUUGUUGAUAUCCUCGGGUGUAACUUUAUUGUGACUGAUUUGAUAUUACACUAAUAGCCUACAUCUGCACCACUGCUUUGGGAAAAGCAUGUUUUGUUUUCAGUAAGAUGUUCCCUGGGGUUGUUUUUCUUCGUGGCCAGAAAAGGAAAGUUGCAACCUUUUUUUGUUUGUAGAUAGCACCCUCUGUAUUUCUGUUCUUUAAUUACAUUGACGUCACU
Messenger RNA from Etheostoma spectabile (orangethroat darter), 2603 nucleotides. RefSeq names its product transcription factor Sox-10. Gene Ontology annotation, cellular component: nucleus. Gene Ontology annotation, molecular function: RNA polymerase II cis-regulatory region sequence-specific DNA binding; DNA-binding transcription factor activity, RNA polymerase II-specific. Gene Ontology annotation, biological process: neural crest cell migration; peripheral nervous system development; negative regulation of transcription by RNA polymerase II. The transcript is spliced from 4 exons. The record is from RefSeq and is a predicted model, not a curated record. Lineage: Eukaryota; Metazoa; Chordata; Actinopteri; Perciformes; Percidae. The coding region runs from base 396 to 1895 and encodes 499 amino acids.